This is a messenger RNA of Acaulospora colombiana, 801 nucleotides long. Lineage: Eukaryota; Fungi; Glomeromycota; Glomeromycetes; Diversisporales; Acaulosporaceae. The record is from the annotation of a GenBank genome assembly.
AUGGCGAAAAAAGCUUCUGUCUUUAAACAAAAAUAUUUUCCUACUUCGAUGGAAAACCAAUCUUUCAACAGCGAAAUAGUGUCAACGCCUACGUUGGAGAGAGCGAGGAAACGUAGGCGAAGUAAUGAGCACGCAGUAAAGGAGGGAGAAAAGGCAAUAAACAUUCAGGUUGUUGUGAGAUGCAGGGGAAGAAUUGAGCGCGAAAUAGCAGCAAAUUCACCAGUUAUUGUCAAAACGGCCGCCCGAGAGGUACAAGUUCGGACAAAUCCUCAGGAUACUUUACCCCAUAAAACAUAUACAUUCGAUAGGGUUUUUGGUCCGGAGGCGAAUCAAAAAAAACUAUUCGAUACUAUUGUAGUUCCAAUCUUAAAUGAAGUCAGAGCGGGAUAUAAUUGUACACUUUUUGCUUACGGGCAAACUUCAACAGGAAAAACAUUUACAAUGGAAGGAAAACUUGACACAAACGAUGGGGCAUUGAAUCCAGAUGCUGGUGUUAUACCACGUUCGCUCUACAAUAUAUUUGAAACGUUGGAAGAAGAAUCAGCGGACUUCUCGGUCAGAGUUUCUUAUAUCGAACUUUACAACGAAGAGUUAAAAGACUUACUAUCUUCAGAGGAUGACCCGCCAAAGUUAAAGAUCUUAGACGACAAUAAUAGGAAGGGUGUGCUCCAUGGUCAUGAGGAGGUACUUAUCCAAAAUGCGGAACAUGGAAUACGCGUAUUAAGACAAGGUUCAAUCAAGCGUCAUAUGGCCCAGACCAAUUAUAACAAGAACUCCAGGUAUAAAGUGACAUAUAAUUAA